Messenger RNA from Astrephomene gubernaculifera, 3705 nucleotides. The record is from the annotation of a GenBank genome assembly. Lineage: Eukaryota; Viridiplantae; Chlorophyta; Chlorophyceae; Chlamydomonadales; Astrephomenaceae.
AGGAACAUUACCGUACAAUCUUACUGCAGGAGUCUGUGUUCUAGAAUGCCUAUUCGGAUGGAAGGCACUCAGGAUGGCUCUACACAGCCAGCCGAUGCCAUACAGGCCUUCUGCAGGCACUUAGGUGAACUAUGUGACGUCCUUACAGCACCGUAUAAUGCGGAAGCACUGGAACGGGCCGCGAGUGGUCAGGACUUGCAGGGUACAACCUGCAAUUUGCUGCUGCAAAACGCGUUAUACCAAUGGCUCGGGGAGCGCGUGCAGCUGUCGAUGGGGGACUCGGAGCCUCCAGAAGAGGCUACCAGGAGGGCCCGCGAGUCAGCGCUGUCCACCAUCCGUAACCGUGACCUGCUAACAGAGUUUGUACAGACUGUUGCACACUCGCUUUCGACUGUGGACCCGUCUACACAGGCACCAACGGAGCCUGCUCGGCGGUCUCUCCUGUUUGACCUGCACGGCCCCUUGGAUUUGCUGGGGCCGGAGGAAGUGGAGAGCCUCCUGGCAGAGCUGACCAGCAGCGACGCGCCGCUGUCCGCCCUGCAGACGCUCUCAUCCGACCCGCACCUCCUGGAGGACCUGUGCUUCGGACACGACUGGCACCACCUCUGCGACGCGCUGGGCCGCCUAGCCUGCCUGCCGCCACCCCACCCACACACCACCCCCGCCGCUGCCAACCCUCAACAUCCGCAUCCCCACCCUCAGCCUCACCCUCAGCAGCAGAACGGAGGAGAGCCUGAGGCCCUCCCGUCGCAUGCACAGCCUGCCCCUGCCCUGCACCGCCCUCACAACCACUCCCAGCCACAUGAGAACUCCACAGAAGAGGAGCUACUGCUGGUUGAAGACACAGCAGCAGCAGCAGGCUCCGCCACUGCCUCAGCCACAGCCUCUGCCCAGCCUGCCUCCUCCCGCCAGCACCAGCUGCUGCUGGCGGUGCUGCAAGAGGUGGUUGCAUGCAUCGCGGCCAGCUCGCCGCCGCACGCCGCGGAGUUGCUAGACUCCCUGGCUCCCGCGCUCACGGCAUUGGUGGUGCAGUUGCCGCAGCAGCAGCUGCUGGCGGCUACGACGGGUGCUACGAUGCUUCCACCAGCAGACAGCAGCAACAGCCUGCCUGGCGGCAGCACCACCCUCCCUGGAAGUUACGGCAGCUGCAGCAGCACUCACCAUGGCAGUAGUAGUCUGCAUGGAGGUGGCGGCGGCGGGGGCGGGGGGCUGCUGGAGGCAGCUGCAGCGGUGGACCCCUUUGCGGUGGACCUGACCCGAGUAGCGCACCAGCUGCUGAGCGGUCUGGCGCAGGAGUUCCACACGCUGCCGCUGCACAACGCGGCGCUGGCGGCUAGGGCGGUGUGCGACGUGGUGCGGGCGGGCAUCGCACGGGGCGCGCCGGCAGUGCCUGUUGUUGCUGCUAGCUCAACCUCACCCUCCUUCCAACGUAGCACCGCCGCCCAUGCAACAGCGGCCCAUGCGGCUCAUGCGCAUGCCGGCGCAGCCACAGCAGCAGCAGCGGAUCCCAUGGAUCUGGAUUCAGGCCUGGGUGGGGUGGUGGAGCUCUCCGCGCUAGACCUGCUGGUGCUCUUGGAUCCGGAGCUCAGGUGGUGGCAGCGGCUGUGCGCCGCCACACACGCCACGCAGCGCAUGGCGGAGGCCCUGGCAUCCACGCAGCUGCCGGUGGCGCUGGAGUCAGCACUGGCGGCAUGGGCUGCGGCGGCCGCCGCGGCCUCCGCCAGUGCUGCCGGAGCUGGUGCGGGUUCCGUUAGUGGUUUUGGGAGAGCUCUCGGCGGUGUAGCAGGAGGGUCCGUGGGCGCGGGCGGGCGCUCGCCCACGCACCUGUUGGCAUGUACGGCGCUGCUUGCAGGGCUGGUGCGGGCGAACAACCCGGCGUUGCUGGGCAUGGAGCGGGCUGGCAGUGAGGGCAGCGGCGGAGGAGACGGGGCGGGAGGAGGUGCGGAGGGAGAAGGUAGUGACGGAGGUGGCGGUUGGAGGGCAGCAGCCGCUGCAGGGGGGCCGCAGGCACCACCAGGGGCCCUGGCUGCGGCUCCACAGCACCAGCAGCAGCACCAACAGCAGCGCCAGAAGCAGUUGCAGCAGCAGCACCGAGUGCGGUUGCAGCGGCUGCUGGGUCACCUCACCACCUGCUUCUGCGCCCUGGCGGAUAAGCCCUACCUGCUCAGACCCGGCGGUGUUGCCGGCCCGGCACCGCCCAACGGGGCCGCAGCUGCGACCCUCGGCGCUGGUGACGAUGCGGAGGGUGCGGCGGGUUACCCUUCCAGCAAGCCCAGCAGACGCCGAGGAGGCAGCGUCUUUCUGCGUCUGGCGUCAGACGCCUUGGCGGCCGCGGCGGCGCUUGGUGCGCUGUCGGCCUACACGCCUAGCGCUUCAGGAAGCGCUGGCGGCGGCGGCGGUGCUGCUGCCGGUGGGGGCAGCGCGCCGCUGGCGCUGCUGUUGCAGGCCGUGAUGCGUGCGACCAGCCUGCUUACAUCCACCGCUGCCGGUGCCAGGACGCUGCCAUCGCCGGCGUCGGGUAUGGGUACAGCACCAGCAGCAGUUGCGGCGGCGGCGGCGGUGGAGGCCGAGGUGGAGGCUUGGUUGGUAGCCGCUAUGCAGGUUCUGAGCGCUGUGGCUGAGCAUGCGCUGGUUGGCUUGGGUAGCGGCGCUGGGACUAGCGGUGGUGCAGCUAGCGGUAUGGCACAGCAGCAUCGUACAAUUCAACAGCAGGUACCGUUGUCGGUUGGGGACGCCAUGUCCGCACUGUUGAGUUGCAUUGGGGCUCGCAUCCGCAGCAGCAGCACCAACAGCAGCGGUAGCGGUAGCGGAGGUAGCGGCUGCGUGGGUGUUGCUCACAGGGACCAAAGCGGCGGUGAGGACGGUAGCCCUGCCACCUCCGCUGCUCCCUCCCAUGAGGCAGUACCGAUCUGGACCCGUGUUGUCGUACGUUGUGCCGUACCACUGGCAGCGUCAUCACCCACGGUGGCGGCGGCUUUGGAGGAGUUGUAUGAGAUCGUACAUGCCGUACUGUCGAAGAGGCGUGGUUCCGUCCGUACGGCUGCGGAUGCGCCUCCGCUGCCGUCGCCAUCUACAGGGCGGGAUAGCGCCUGUGUGGCUUCGCACCCGGGCGCUGGUGGGGGUGGCGUUGAUCUUGAUAACAGCGGUGCGGGUGCCGAGGCUUGCGGUGGGUUGACCGCCACGAUGUCCCUGUUGGAUAUACUCAACGCUGGUGACGGCUCUGGUUGUGGCGGCGGUGCAGCAGCAGUGGCAUCAUCCUCCGUGCCAGGAAAGCAGUGCCAGCGGCCUCAGCAGGGGGGCUUUGUUGUGUCCAGCACCGCUGCUGUCAUCACAAGUCAUCGUCAACAUCAACAUCAUGUCGCAAUAGAGAUGGACGGCGUCGAGUGCCUUGCCGCUGAGGCCGUCCUGUCGUACUGCCGUACCAUGGAUUGCUCCCAUGUGGAUGACUCCGUUUGCAAGCUGGGGCUGCUGCUACUGCCAACGGCGUCGUCAGGUGCAUCCGCAGCGUCCACGGCCGCAGCUGCGGAUGCCUCCGAAGCCCAACAGCGGCUGCAACAGCAGCAGCAACAGCUGGCCGGCAUGCAACACCCGCCACCGCAGCUUCCGGCAGCGUUACGUCGUCGGCAGACCUUCCUCAACUGUGCUGCUAGGUGGUUGUGUCGAAUGUACGACAGCGCAGCUUGCAUGUACGGCACAGCCCUGGGC